CCGAGUCAUAUAUAACCAACGUGCUCCUCUUCUGAACCGUCAUUCCGCCCCAGGGUUCAGUCUUGUUUCUGCUCUCUUCAAAUUUCCAACUUUCUCAAAAAGAGCAUAGACCGUGCUUCCCACGCUCAUAAAACACAAUGUUGUGCUACUAUAUCUCCUUUUUCAGAAGCCUUUGGCCCCUGGUGACUAGGGAAGACUUCGUCGAUGCGCGAGAAGUCGCCCGGUACUUGAUCUACCACUACAAUGAGAUCAAUAAAGGGUUUGGUAGACCGCUCAGACUCUAUGACAAGAAACAAGGAGUCGACCCCCAAAACUGGACCCUGGACAUCAACCCAAUUAAUUCUAUGUUUGAACCGAGAACGGAUGUUUUCUGGAGAACCAAGAUUACAAGCCCCAUCAUGAGUGACGAUGAUGCUUGGGAAUACAUGUCAUACUUCUUGAAGACAAUUAAUAGAAUGUUUAAGGUGGAGAGCGACAACAUGGACACGCUGCAAAUCUACUUCAUGCCAGCCAAGGGCAGGUGGAAGUUGCAGGAACUCAAAGGCGUUGUUCGUGUCAUCAUCCAUUUCAAGGACGUUAUCGAGGACUUCGUGGACCCAUACUUACACAAUGCGGAUCGUGACUGUGAGGCAACAAAGGUGAUGGAUCCAAAAGUCAAAAAGGCCCUGAUCAAUGGCUUGGAACAAGCCACUGACUUCGAUCAACUCAAUCAGUUCUUGAGCUCGUCUUCUGGCCUGGAAAACUUCCGUAACUGGAAGUUCUGGCAGUGGCCUGCUUCUGAGAGCGAUACUCUGGUGUUUGUGCGAGAAUACCUCAAGAUCCACCGCGAUGAGGAUAUCACGAAUUGGUAUCUUUUCGUUGAUACGUUUGUCCGUGCAGGUAUGAAUGCAUACAGUCCAAUCAUUUACCUAUUCGAUACAGAUAUGGAGGGCCUGCAGCAGUUCCUGUUGCGUUACAAUGAGGACACUGAUGUUAAUUGGUUGUGUGCCUUUACGGCUCCGCCGCGGUUGGACAUGGUUUUGAGUAGCAGGCGUUGACCGUUACCAAGGCGAAGCGUAGACGCUGAGAACUACUACUGGA
This is a messenger RNA of Aspergillus piperis CBS 112811, 1080 nucleotides long. RefSeq lists its product as uncharacterized. The transcript has 2 exons. The record is from RefSeq and is a predicted model, not a curated record. Bases 138 to 1037 code for a protein of 299 amino acids. Lineage: Eukaryota; Fungi; Ascomycota; Eurotiomycetes; Eurotiales; Aspergillaceae.